This is a messenger RNA of Echinops telfairi (small Madagascar hedgehog), 4732 nucleotides long. RefSeq names its product solute carrier family 38 member 2 (gene SLC38A2). The record is from RefSeq and is a predicted model, not a curated record. The transcript is spliced from 16 exons. The coding region runs from base 343 to 1863 and encodes 506 amino acids. NCBI's taxonomy places the organism in Eukaryota, Metazoa, Chordata, Mammalia, Afrosoricida, Tenrecidae. Gene Ontology annotation, biological process: L-glutamine transport; amino acid transmembrane transport. Gene Ontology annotation, molecular function: L-glutamine transmembrane transporter activity.
CCGUCCCAAACGUCAGUCGCCGAGUGGUUGCCUGCAGCUGGACCACGCGUUUCCUCACACUCGCGCUUUCCCCUUGAGACGGUGGAUUAGGGCGGCCACUUGCCAUUUCCAUUGUGUGUUCACAUUUUUUUUCCAGUCUUUUGUUGGGUAAAAAAAUUUUUUUUUCUUAAACAUCUUUUACAAUUUGUGCUUUGGCUGAGAAAACCCCGCAGAGGUCGUUUCUGUGAGGUUUCCGGGAGCCAGGAGCGGAGACCACCGAGCCUCGAGGGUCGGUGCACACACAGCCACGGACUAAAGGAGCCCAGCGCUGAUCGCGACACCCGAUUCCUCCGAGUGUCCACCAUGAAGAAGGCCGAAAUGGGAAGGUUCAACAUUUCCCCCGAUGAGGACAGCAGCAGCUACAGUUCCAACAGUGAUUUCAACUACUCCUAUCCCACCAAGCAAGCGGCUCUGAAAAGCCAUUAUGCCGAUGUAGAUCCUGAAAACCAGAACUUUUUACUUGAGUCAAAUUUGGGGAAGAAGAAGUAUGAAACAGACUUUCAUCCAGGUACUACUUCCUUUGGAAUGUCAGUAUUUAAUCUGAGCAAUGCGAUUGUGGGCAGUGGAAUCCUUGGGCUUUCUUAUGCCAUGGCUAAUACUGGAAUUGCUCUGUUUAUAAUCCUCCUGUCAUUCGUGUCCAUAUUUUCUCUAUAUUCUGUUCAUCUCCUUUUGAAGACUGCCAACGAAGGAGGCUCUUUAUUAUAUGAACAGUUGGGACAUAAGGCAUUUGGAAUGGUUGGAAAGCUUGCAGCCUCUGGAUCAAUUACAAUGCAGAACAUUGGAGCUAUGUCAAGCUACCUCUUCAUAGUGAAAUAUGAGUUACCUUUGGUGAUCCAGGCAUUAAUGAACAUUGAAGAUAAAACUGGAGUGUGGUAUCUGAAUGGGGACUACUUGGUUCUCCUGGUGUCCGUGGUGCUCAUUCUACCUUUGUCGCUGCUGAGAAACUUAGGAUAUUUGGGAUAUACUAGUGGCCUUUCUUUGUUGUGUAUGAUGUUCUUUCUGAUUGUGGUGAUUUGCAAGAAAUUUCAGAUUCCUUGCCCUAUGGAAAUUGCUUUGUUAAUGAAUGAAACAGUAAACAGCACACUACCACCACCGACAACUUGGGUCCCUGAAGUGACAGUUAACGUGACUGAAGAUGAUUCUUGCAGGCCACAUUAUUUUAUGUUCAACUCACAGACUGUGUAUGCUGUGCCGAUUCUGACCUUCUCCUUUGUCUGCCACCCUGCCAUUCUUCCCAUUUACGAAGAGCUGAAAGACCGGAGCCGUAGAAAAAUGAUGAAUGUGUCCAAGAUUUCGUUUUUUGCUAUGUUUCUCAUGUACUUGCUCGCUGCCCUCUUUGGAUACCUGACGUUUUAUGGACACGUUGAGGCUGAAUUGCUUCACACCUACUCUACUGUCAUGGCUACAGAUAUUAUUCUUCUCAUUGUCCGUCUGGCUGUGCUGAUGGCUGUCACCCUGACGGUUCCAGUGGUGAUUUUCCCGAUCCGGAGCUCUGUUACUCAGCUGCUGUUUGCAGGGAAGGACUUCUCUUGGUGGCGCCAUAGCUUCAUCACUGUGUGUGUCCUGGCCUUCACAAACUUGCUCGUCAUCUUUGUGCCGACUAUUAGGGACAUCUUUGGUUUCAUUGGUGCAUCUGCAGCUGCUAUGUUGAUUUUCAUUCUUCCAUCUGCUUUCUAUAUCAAGUUAGUGAAAAAAGAAUCUAUGAAAUCUAUACAAAAGAUUGGGGCUUUGUUCUUCCUGCUGAGCGGCAUAGUGGUGAUGACUGGAAGCAUGGCCUUGAUCGUUUUGGAUUGGGUACACAGCACCCCUGGAGGUGGCCAUUAACUGGCACCACUCAGACUCUAGUAGUCCAUUGAUGCCAGUGUUGUCUCAACACUCAACUAACUGAAAUUUCACCCAGUUUUUCAGUUUCACUUCCUUUUGAAGUGCAGAUUCCUCGCUGGUUCUUCUGAGUACAGAAUAAGUGAACUCUCUCAAGAACUCUUCUGUCUGGUGGAAAUGGACAUCAACAGCAAAACCACGAGUCUCGGUGAAGGGAAGUGACACUUUUAUUCCAUUCCAGAGAAUGGAUGAACUCUUUAACUUUUAUCAAGCCACAUGUUUGGCUGUGUUGUUGUUUAACUUGGAUAUUUUAUGAUUUUACUUGAAUGUGCCUAAUGGAACCAUUCGAUGUGAGAAACUAUUCUUAAUUUACAGCAAAGUAUUAAAAUAACCAUUGAAAAACACUUAUUUUUUGUACCAAAAAUACUUGUAGACCUCAAAAGCACUAUUUUACUUUUUUUUUUAAUUGCUUCUUUUUUUAAAAAAAGAAAUUUUAUCCAGUUGUCAAUAAAUUCCGUAAAGCAGAUUUUCCCCCCACUGGUAUUUUAAAAAACAAGUAUUAUGAAGUGAUUAAUUUGCCUUUUUGUAGGCAUGAUAAGCCAAAUACUUUUUUAUCCAAGAUAAUUUUUAGAGAAAAGUGAUGUAAUGAAAAAUUACACUAUUAAAUAUAAACAUAGUUCUCUCCAUUCGAAACUUUGUUACUUUAAAGGAUACAUAACAGAUUGUUGCUUUACCAAAUCAAGUGAACUUUGUUCACCACUUGUCCCCCAAGUAAUCUGAUUCUUAGAGACUAAAGAGAUGUUUUUGGCUUCGAUUUAUUAGCAUAGAAGACAAUGCAGACGUUUCUGUGGGGAAUAAAUUCAAACUAAUUUUGAGGUACCAAAUCAUGCAAUUGGGUAAAACAGGGUUUAUUCAGUUGCAUCUGUCCUCCAGAGUUGUUAGGACAGCUCUGGGUCUCUUUUCUCUUUUUUGGGCCAGCCCUUUUUGGACAUUACUUCCAGUGGUGGAAAGUGGGCAUUUGGUGGCUAUAGGCCAAAACUGUUUUAUCCAGACAGUACAACUUUGAAAAUGCUCAUCGACUACUGGAAGUGUGUAAUACUUGAUAAUGUAUGGCUUAGUUGUGUUCACGUUUUAUGUGCAGCAGAGGUCUAAUCCACAGGUUACUCUGGUAUUUGGUAUAAUGCGAGUUCUCUUUGUAUAGGCCACUGGGUUUCUCAUGCAGUAAGCUUUUUAAAAACAAAACUCAUAUGCACUGGAUGGUCAUCUCAUUCUUGUACAACUUCAAAUUAUUUGUUUACAUCUAACAAAUGGUCAGCUAGGGAAAACAGUGCAAUCUGAGUGUGGCGUUGUUUUGAUCCAACUGCAUGUUCACCCUCCCAUUACAAUCCUGGUUAGAAGUGAAAACAUUACUUUUAAACUUGGCUUUAAGAGCACAUUUAUUGUACGUUACAGUGUAUGGUGAAUAUAUUAUUAAAUAAUGUGGUACUUUGCUCAUCAGGCAUAAUGUCUAAAGUUUAAUAUACAUAAUUCCAUUAGUGGUUGAGGGAAGCAAACAAUGGAAUCUUCAAUUGGUCAGCUGGGUCUCUAAGGGUAUCUCUUGAACUAAGCGGUUUUUUUGUUUUGUUUUGUUUUAGUUUUAGACUAGAGCCAGAAGUGCGGCAGACAUGGUUUAUGUUACACAUUCUUGUAUCAUAUGUGACAAAAUUACAGACAAGAUAUGUCUAAUUCAAAGACCCUUGUGGAACUGGAAGACGUCUUGUAGUGCUUACAUUGGGUGAAACCAAUGGUCCAUUUAUGUUUAUUUCUAUGGAAAUAAAGUAAUUGGGGACCAUCUGAAAAGACAGUGAGAAAGAUGGAUUCCACAGCACUGCUUUCAUUUAUUGGGCACUUAAGUGAAUUUCUGGGAUGGAAGGCCAGUUUCAUGUCACAUCUGCCAGGGAAAGCCAAGUGGCACCAGGUGUUUUUUCCUGCACUUGACCUCCUUUCAGAUGUGAGAGGAGCCUGUUCAGUGGCAAUGGAGGAGGAGUGGAGGAAGACUCCUGAUCAAAGCAGUAGGGAAGACCUCAGUCCUCUGGUUCGUUGAAGAUGUAGGGUAAAUUCCAGUGCAUGACUUUCUUGACACAGUCUUGUCUGCCCGAGGUUCCUAAACAGUGAACUCCCAUUAAUGAGCAGUCUUCAGUAUUAAAAAAAAAAAAACCACUGUCGUGUCACCUCAUUUUGCAUUACUGUCUUCCGUGGAUGUUUCAGUUACAACUGUAAUGUUAUUUAUAGAACAGCAUUAAUCCAUUAAAGCUAACCUAUUUUUCAAUAUUUAUGAUAAUCGAUGUACAUACAUUGUCUGUCCAUAUGUAUUUGUAAAUAGAUGUGUAUAAUACCAGGUUUGGGGUCUUGGGUUCAAUUGUAUAUAUUCCUGUAAGUUUCUUACCUGCAUUUUGAUGACUUCAUAUUACAUAUCAGAAUUGUCCCAAAAGUACCUGUACAGCCUUCCUUAUGAACAAAUUGACCAUUUAUGUACAAAAUUCAAGGAAAUGUUUAAUAUUUUCAGUGAAACUGGCUGAAUAUCAGCUUUUUCUUUCAAAACUUGGUGCAAGUUCAACCUCAGAAUGCUUAUUUACAUUUUAAAUAAGGCCUAAAAUUUCAAAAUGCAGUGGUUUUCAAAAUGUGAUCUAGUGAUGCAAAGCAAAUGUGAUUUAGUGACAUGAAAGACCUUUGAGAACCUGGGUGUGAUAUCUGUGUACAUAAUGUAAAUACCCCCACCUUACUGUUAGAGGCCAACAAUUCCAGUGUGGCUUGUUGGUGAGGAGUGCUACACCGUUUCAAUGAAACAGUGUAUGUUUUAACUGAACUAAAAUAAAUACAUGCUUAAUCCUGA